Messenger RNA from Physeter macrocephalus (sperm whale), 3048 nucleotides. RefSeq names its product apolipoprotein B receptor (gene APOBR). Lineage: Eukaryota; Metazoa; Chordata; Mammalia; Artiodactyla; Physeteridae. Gene Ontology annotation, biological process: lipid transport; triglyceride metabolic process. Gene Ontology annotation, cellular component: membrane. The record is from RefSeq and is a predicted model, not a curated record. Gene Ontology annotation, molecular function: very-low-density lipoprotein particle receptor activity. The transcript is spliced from 4 exons. The coding region runs from base 1 to 3048 and encodes 1015 amino acids.
AUGGAUUUCCUCCGGCUACAUCUCCCUGGGCUGCAUCAGGCCUUGAGGGGGGCACUGGAGUCUUUCAGCACCUUUGUCUCCUACCUUAUGGGAGAUGAUGUCCCCACUGCAGAGAGGAGGGAGGCGUGUGCAGCUGAGGAACUGGGGGAGGUGGCUGCAAGAAGCCUUGGGGGGAAGGUAGAGGAGGAAGCCCAGGAGGCCGUGGAGGGCCUUGGAGGCAGCCAAAACAAGGGGGAUGGAGGGCUGAGAGGGCCUGGAGAGGCUGGAAGAUGCCAGGAGGAAAGCUCAGCUACAGAACAGACCUGGGGCGGGGGACAAGGCAGCUCCCAUGGGUCCCAAGCAGAUAGGCAGGACACUGGGGCCUGGGAGGCAGCCACGGCCACUAGAUGCCAGCAUUCAAGUAUCCCCCUGGAGCCCAGACAGAAGUCUGAGGCUGGUCGAGACAGGAGUAGCCAAGCCCAGGGGAGUCAGCAGCCCGAUGAGCAGGAAGUGAAGAGAGAGGAGACACUGAGAACCUGGGAACGGGAGGAGGAGGAGGAAGAGGUCAGGGCAACAGAGCCAGGGGUGGCUGGAGGGGCGGAGUCAGAGGGGACCUGGCACAAGGAGCUUGAGCGGAAGGCGAGUGUUGAUGGGCAAAAGGUGGUGGCAGAGGACGGAAAGGAGUCAGAGCAGGGGGUUGAUGAGACAGCUGCAGAGGAGAUCCAGGGGCCUGGGGCCAAAGGGGCUGGGAGGGGAGAAGAGGUGGUAGUGGUAAGGGGUGACCAAAGCACAAGGGCACAGGGGACACGGGAGCCAGCGGCAGAAUCUGAGGACAGGGAAACCUCAGGCAGGGAGGAGGCUGACCUCCCAGGGACUGGGGAGACUGAACAUGGGGCAGUCCCAGGAGAAAGGAUCCCAGAGGGUACCGGCAGAGUCUGGGCCCUAGAGGAGACCUCCAGGGGAGACCAGGAGGAGGAGGAGGUGGAUGAGAAUAGAGAGGCUGAAGCGAGCCUGUUCCCCACACAGACCCAGGCCCUGGGAUCUGAGACAGUGGAAGAAGCGGCCAAGGACCAGGCAGCAGGGAGGGAAGCUGAGGAAGGUCAGGAGUCAGAGGCGGAGGGAGGGGAGGGCUUUGAGGGCCAGGCACAUCAGGCUGAGGAAGAGGCUGUGGAGAGGCAAGACUCAGAGAUCAGGGCUGCUCAAACCAGUCUCAAGGAGGUGGUGCAGGCAGAGGAGGCCAAGGAGCAGCAGAAGAGUUGCAGGGCGGCAGAGGCUGAGCUGCUCCAGGACAAAGUAGCAAAUGAGGCUGAAGGUGACGUUGACUUGGAGGCAACCCCAGAGGCCAGGCCCAAGAAGGAGUUCAGCAGGGAGAGGGGUGAGGAAGAGGCUCAGACCAGGGGAGAAGCACUGGAGGUGGGGUGGGGUGGCCUUGAGCACAGGGUCACUGAAGGCCAAGAACCUGAGCUGGUGGCAGGCCCCCAGACCCCCACAGAGCAACUUGAGGAAGGGCAGGCAUGUAAGGAAGAGCUCUGGAGCAUGCCAGCCCUGAGCAGAGAGGAGACAGAGAGGAGCCGGGAGGAAUAUCCCAGGAACGUGGGGUAUGUAGAACCUAACAGCUCUGUGGCGGAAGCCUGGGAAGACAGAAGAAGGGAUGUGGAGAGAGGGGACACCCAGGAGGAAAAAGGAGAUGCUGAAGAGGGGAAGGAGGAGGCUACGGGAGGCCAGGCACCGGUGGCGGAGGCUGAAGGAGGCCGAGAGUCUGCACGACCAGAGGUCCCAGAGGGAGGCGGGGAGUGGAUGAAAGUAAAGGAAGCCUGGCGUGGAGCAGAGGAGGGGGAGGCCCCCGGAGCAGAGAACCAGGAGCUGGGUGGAAGGCAGGGAGCAGGAACAGGGACGGCCCAGUCACUGGGAGAGUCAGACGCCACAGAAACCAAGGAGGAGGAGGUGGAGGCCUCCGUGCCCUGGGGGGCAGACAGAACAUCCAGGAGAGGCUGGAGGCUGGAGGCGGAGGCUCUGAGUCUCCAGGACAGUGACGACAUGGACACACAUUCUUUGGCUACCGAGAUCGUGGAGGAUAAGGCAGCUCUGGAUGGAAGGGCUCCUGGGACUGGGGACAGGCCCGGCAGAGAGGCUGAGGAAGCGUUCGGGAGAGACUGGGAUUCAGAAGGGAGAGAGGAAGCCGGCGGGGGUGAGGACCUGGUAGAGGCUGCAGAGGGGGAGAAAAGAGGUGGGCAGGAGUUUGGCCUGGAGGGCUCAGCAGAGGAGGAGGUGCCUGGCAGUGGUGGCCAAGCAGAGGCUUCUGAGGCCACUCGGGAGGGUGAGCCCGGGGGACAGCAGGCUGAGGUGGAGGAAUCCACCGUAGCAGAAGGAAGCUGGGGGAUGGAUGGCGUCACCCCGGGCUCCCAGGUGUUGAGGGUAGAGGGCCUCCCAGGCGGGCACACACUGUGGGAGGAAGAGGCUGGAGGAGGGCAAGCGACGGAGCAGGGGCAAAGCAGUGAGGGGCAGCUUGGGGACAGGCACCCCGAGGGAGAGGCACAAAGGCCCCUUGCGGUGGAGGAUAUCGAGGUGACUGGAGACCAAAAGGCAGAGGCCAAGGAGAUUGAUCCAGAAGGCCUGGAGGACGUCCAGGGCCAAGAGGACCGGUCAACGAACCAGGACCCUGCAGAGGCUGAGCCUGGACCAUGCGGGGAGGCCACCGGGAGCGCCAGAGAGGAUGGUCACAGCAGCUGGAGUGAGGCCCUGCUCCCUGGGUCUCGCCUGGACGUCUCUGUCCCAAGGAGCCGAGCACUCCUCUCCCGCAGCUCCUCACAGCGCCGCUCCCGGCCCUCUUUCCGACGGACCCCCGCCCCUGAGCAAGCGCAGGAGCCUCCCAGCCCCCCGCCGGAGGAAGAGCUGGUAGCCCCCGAACAGAGUCUUCUCGAGCCAGAGCACGCCCCGGAGCCAAGCUCCUCCAGCCCUGAAGGGACUCCAUUGCCAGCCAGAAGGCCCCUGGGACAGAGGUUUGGCCUGGCACACCCUGGCAUGAUGCAGGAGCUGCGAGCCAGGCUGAGCCAGCCAAAGCCCCAGUGA